CUGAAACUUUAUUUCCCUGUCCUUUAGGUCUCUGGUCGACGCUGGUGGCUGACAUUCUUCACGGGGAGCCGCGAUCCCCUCGCUCCGCUCCGCCUGGGCCUCGAGUGAUUCCGCACGCCGGGGCCGCUCGCUCGCCUCCGCCGCCUCCUCCCCGCCGCCGCCGCCGCCGCCGCCUGAUUGUCGCCGCCGCCGCCUGGACUCGCUGCCGCCGCCGAUCGGGUUCCCGCUGCAAGGAGCCGGCCGGCCGGACGCAGCGCCGCUUUCCCCCCCUUGCUCUGGUGCUCCGCUUCCCCACAAUGGCGGACGAGGCUCCGGCUCCCACUUCCGCUCCGCGGCGCCCUGACCUUCCGCUCCCCCCUCCGCCGGCGUCGCCACUGACCUUUCCCUUCCCGUCCCCGCCUCCCGCCCGUCACGUGGCGCGGGAAGCGGCGCGGUGCGCGGGGGCGGGGCCUGAGGCGGCGGGCGGCAGUGCGCGUGCGCGCGGCGGGAGCGGCAGGCGGGACAGGGUGGAGCUGCUCUUCCCGCCUGUGUCCGGGAGCCAGCGUGCGGAUCGGGAAUGCCCGGGAACGGGGACCUGGAUGGUUCCCUCUGCUCCAUCGCUGUGUGCCGGGGAGCUGCCGGGGCGGCGCGGUGUGGCGAUGGCAGUCCUCGACCGGGCCGUGAGGGCUCCUGCUGCGUGCGGAGGGCUCGGGCUGCGCCUGUCGCCCGUCUCCUCCUGAGUUACGGAGCACGGAAUGGGUCAGGUUGGAAGGGACCACAGUGGGGCAUCUGGUCCAGUCUUCUAGCUCAAGCAGUACCGUUCCAGAGCACAUGGCACAGGAUUGUAUCCAGACGGUUCUGGAAUAUCUUUAGCGAAGGCAGWCUGUUCCAGUGCAUGGUCACUCGCACAAUAAAGGAGUUCUUUCUCCUAUUCAGGUGGAACUUCUGUGCAUUUCUUUCGCUCCUUGUCCUGUUGCUUGGUAUCACCAUGAAGUGCCUGGAUYCAGCCUCUUGGCACUCUCCUUYAAGAUAUUUAUAYGCAUUAAUGAGGCCCCCUCUCAGUCAACUGGAGGCUGAGCAGCCCAGCUCCCUCAGCCUUUCUGCAUGACCCAGAAAGGAGACCUUUUCCAGACCCUUGAACCAACGUAGUAGCUUUGCACUGGACCUGCUGCAGGAGCUCCAUGUCCCUUUUGUACUCUGGAGCCCAGACCUGGACACAUCACUCCAGCUGGGCCCUGCUGCUGCCCCUCCACAGCCCGGGUAUGUGCAGGGUCCCGGGCAUUUCCUGGGGCUGGAGCCCAGAGCUCAGAGCCCGCGCUGUCUGUGCACUCUGGGCAGCUGAGCUCAUGGAUGGCAACACCUGCUCAUAACCCUUACCCUGCAAGCUCACACCCAGUGUUCUGCUCCUGCCCAGGUACCUGUGCUAUAGCACACCUUUGGUAGGAGAAGGAGUGAUGCUUUGUCAAAUGCGAGGCUUUUUUUUUUGGUCUGGGUGCUUCAACUCCAUCAUUAAUGAAUUACACUGUCCUUUAUUGAUGGAAAAAGUGAAGCAAUUGUAUUGGGGCUUCUUGCAGCAGCCAUCAGUAAUAUCCAAGACCACUUCAACAAUGCCACAAGGGAGAAUUAAGCAUUUAUAAACUUGAAUCUGAAAAGUCAGCAAUGUAGUUAAUAUGCUGCUUAGAUUUUGGAGGCAAGRAUGCCUUAAAUCCAACAAAAUUGUGUAAACAUAGCUGUCAGGGCAAUGGGAAGGUACAUCCCUCAUGACCCGA
Messenger RNA from Malurus melanocephalus (red-backed fairy wren), 1748 nucleotides. Its product is annotated as zinc finger CCHC domain-containing protein 2-like. The record is from RefSeq and is a predicted model, not a curated record. NCBI's taxonomy places the organism in Eukaryota, Metazoa, Chordata, Aves, Passeriformes, Maluridae.